Molecule: messenger RNA, 657 nt
Organism: Suillus subaureus
Lineage: Eukaryota; Fungi; Basidiomycota; Agaricomycetes; Boletales; Suillaceae
Exons: 7
Coding region: 1-657 (218 amino acids)
Source: RefSeq, a predicted model, not a curated record
AUGAGUGCAUUUGCGUACAAAGCACACUUGGCCGCUCGCUCUGCAGGUGGACACAAAAAGAAGUCCCAUCACCACGACAGUCCUCCACCAAAGCACAUUGAAGAACCUGUCUCACAAACCUUCCAUCCUCCUGUGUUGGCAAGAGCUCACGCUCACCAGUUCAUUCACUCUCUGGGGGGUGAUUCAAACACUAUUGCGCCUCACGCAGUUGCGGAUCCUCCUGUAUCUAAUAACUUUGCUGGUCAGGGCGCUUACCGGGCCCGGAUCUUCGAACGAGCUCAGCAGUGCCACAGUUCUCGAAUAUCGCCUCCUAUUACUAGGAGCUGGUCCUCAACUCUUCGCCAUUUGAGCCAUGGUGUACCUAUACGGCUUGGUGGAUCCAAUGCCCUCUGUUUCGUUUCUGUCUCUGUCAUGUUUGGAAGCGCAUACGUCAAUGAGGCAGGUCUCCUAAUACUAGGAGCUGGUCUUUACUGUUCGCCAUCCGAGUUAUGGAUGUACUAUGUCGAUGAGGCAGGUCUUUUAGGAGCUGGUCUUCAUUCGUCGAGCAUGUUCGAUACUAUGGUGACGUCCAUAUGUAUGAAUAUGCAAUUGGGAUUGCUGCGUGCAAGCAACCGAUUCGAUGUGCGGUAUCCGGAAUGUGCCACUGAUGGUCCCUAG